GGCGGGAGUUCGGGACCGGCGCCUUCUCCUUGCUUCUUGGGGUCGUGGCCUUGCUCCCGCCGUGCACGGGAAGAGUCCGGGUGUGUCCACGCGCGUCUGUGCGCGUGGGCCCUGAAGUGCUCGUGCGUCCGCUCUAGGUCUCUGUGGGGGCAGAAGCAGGAGCCAUGGGUGGGACCUCCAGCACCCGCCGGGUCACCUUCGAGGCGGACGAGAAUGAGAACAUCACCGUGGUGAAGGGCAUCCGGCUUUCAGAAAAUGUGAUUGAUCGAAUGAAGGAAACCUCCCCAUCUGGUUCGAAGCCUCAGCGGUAUUCUGGUGCGCACGGUGCCUCAGUUUCUGAUGAAGAAUUGAAAAGAAGAGUGGCUGAGGAGCUGGCAUUGGAGCAAGCCAAGACAGAGUCUGAAAAUCAGAAACGACUCAAGCAGAGCAAAGAAACAGACCGAGAGAGGGCGCUUGCCAACGAGCAGUUAGCCAGAGCUAUUCUUCGAGAAAGGAUAUCAAGUGAGGAAGAACGAGCCAAGGCAAAGCACCUGGACACUGAAGACAAAGCUAAGCAGCUGGAAGAGAAAGAUCGAGUGAUAAAGAAGCAGGAUGCAUUCUACAAAGAGCAGCUGGCUAGACUGGAGGAGAGGAGCUCAGAAUUCUACAAAGUCACCACUGAACAAUAUCAGAAAGCAGUUGAGGAGGUGGAAGCAAAGUUCAAGCGGUAUGAGUUUCAUCCUGUCUGUGCUGAUCUGCAAGCCAAAAUUCUUCAGUGUUACCGCCAGAACACCCAGCAGACCCUCAGCUGCUCUGAUCUGGCCAACCAGUACAUGCGUUGUGUCAACCAGGCCAAACAGAGCACGCUCGAGAAGGGAGGAUAAAGUCAACUUUUAGAACAAGCAAAACUCAACAUUAAUUCCAGAGGCGGAACAUUUUUUUUUUCCUAGUGAGAAAGUAACCACCUAAAGAGAAGACGAGUCAGGAGAAGCACCAAGAGCACACUCAGCCAACGCACAUCCAGUCUGAGCAGCUGCGGUGUGAAAAGCCGGGGCCUGGAGCAGGUAUCCGCCAGCAAGGACAUUGCAGUGCUGGUCACCCCAUCGUGGCCAUUAAAGGAGAAAGGAACCCCUCUUCUCUACCUAUUCAACUUCUAUUCUUACCAGGCUCCAUGGUUUGGUGCACGUCCACUCCAGCUAAGCUGGGGUUUGGGAUUGGGGGCGGGGGGCGGAGGUGAUUGGAGCGGGGAGGCGGUGGGGGCACCAAACCGCCCCCCUGCCCAGCGGUGCUGGGCGGGAUUGUCUAGGCUGUGGGACGUUGUUUUUCUCUUGUUUUUUUCUCCCCUGACUACAUAAGAGCUACUUUAUUGUAACUUAUUAUAGUGAUCAUGUAAGUAAGACAAAAAGGAGAGAAAAAUGUACCUCUUUUACUGGAAUAAUGUUUAUGAUUACAAGUGAAAUAAGGCAUUUUUUAUCCACAUAAAGGCAGCCUUGGCUUAUACAACCUCUUCUCGAUCAUGACAUGACAUCUUUACUUCACUUACCAUCAAUAAUAAAUAUAUUUUCUGACGAAGACCGGCAUCGUA
This is a messenger RNA of Suricata suricatta (meerkat), 1564 nucleotides long. It is a transcript of the gene CHCHD3, whose product is annotated as coiled-coil-helix-coiled-coil-helix domain containing 3. The coding region runs from base 165 to 863 and encodes 232 amino acids. Gene Ontology annotation, biological process: inner mitochondrial membrane organization. The transcript is spliced from 9 exons. NCBI's taxonomy places the organism in Eukaryota, Metazoa, Chordata, Mammalia, Carnivora, Herpestidae. Gene Ontology annotation, cellular component: mitochondrion; MICOS complex. The record is from RefSeq and is a predicted model, not a curated record.